This is a messenger RNA of Anguilla anguilla (European eel), 5511 nucleotides long. RefSeq names its product taxilin gamma (gene txlng). Gene Ontology annotation, molecular function: syntaxin binding. The record is from RefSeq and is a predicted model, not a curated record. The transcript has 10 exons. NCBI's taxonomy places the organism in Eukaryota, Metazoa, Chordata, Actinopteri, Anguilliformes, Anguillidae. Bases 92 to 1564 code for a protein of 490 amino acids. Gene Ontology annotation, biological process: regulation of cell cycle.
CUCUGCUGGAUUCGCUGUCGUUUCUCUUGCUGAAGUCCCUCCCCUAUUCUUAUCUAGCUAGAUAUUUUCCCACUUUAUAUUUCGUCACAACAUGGCGACGCACUCUGAUGCCAGGGUCGAUUUAAACCCAGAAAACAACCAGUUUGGUAGCACUUUCAUGGAGACAGCAGGGGUUUGCGGGAUUCAGGUGGCUGCCCAGGGGCUUUUGGGGAGCAGUGGCUCCCUCCCUGACCUGGACAGCCCCAGCUGUGAUGCACUGGAAGGCCUUGGAGAGUUGUCCAUUGCCUGCUGCAGCGAGGAGUCCAGAGGGGAGACCCCGGGGCGCGAGGACAGCCGUAUCGACCCUCCCGAUGGAGAGCUCGACCCUGACGGUGAAAAAACAAAGGAAAAGAAAGGUUUAGGCAAAGAGGUGCUGUUGCUAAUGCAAGCUCUGAAUGCGCUGGCAUCACCAGAGGAGAAACUGGCUGCCUUGUGCAAGAAAUACGCUGACCUGCUGGAGGAGAGCCGGAGCAUGCAGAAACAGAUGAAGGUGCUGCAGAAGAAGCAGUCUCAGAUUGUCAAGGAGAAGAUCCACCUGCAGGGCGAGCACAGCAAGGCCAUCUUGGCGCGCAGCAAGCUGGAGAGCCUGUGCAGGGAGCUGCAGAGACACAACAAGACACUGAAGGAGGAAAAUACCCAGAAGUCCCGGGAGUACGAGGAGAGGCGCAAGGAGGCCACGUUGCACUUUCAGAUGACGCUCAAUGAGAUUGAGGUCCAGAUGGAGCAGCACAACGUGCACAACAGCAAGCUGCGGCAGGAGAACGCCGAGCUGGCUGAGAAGCUGAAGAAGCUCAUCGAGCAGUACGAACUCAGGGAGGAGCACAUAGACAAGGUAUUCAAGCACAAGGAGCUGCAGCAGCAGCUGGUGGAUGCCAAGUUGCUGAGGACCACUGAACUGAUGAGGGAGGUGGAGGAGAAGCACCAGAGGGAAAGAGAUUUUCUCCUGAAGGAAGCUACAGAGUCCAGACACAAAUGUGAGGUGAUGAAAGCGCAGGAAUCUCAGCUCAAACAGCAGCUCUCUCUGUACAUGGACAAAUUUGAGGAGUUCCAGACUACCCUUGCUAAGAGCAAUGAGGUGUUCACUACUUUCCGGCAAGAAAUGGAGAAGAUGACGAAGAAGAUCAAGAAGCUGGAGAAGGAGACGAUGCUGUGGCGUACAAAGUGGGAGAACAACAACCAGGCCCUGCUGCAGAUGGCUGAGGAGAAAACGGUGCGGGACAAGCACUACAAGGCCCUCCAGGCAAAACUGGAGAGACUGGAAAACCUGUGCAGGGCCCUACAGAGGGAGCGCAACGAUCUCAAUCAGACGCUGGAGGGCCUGCGGGGCUCCCCCGCACAGGGGGGCGGGGUGGGGGAGGGGACUGGACCCCCUGGCCUGCAGCUGGAGGACCAGCCUGACGGGCAGUCCUCCGAAGAGGAAGGGGUGGAGUCUGACAGAGACGGGGUGGGGCUACAGCCUCCUCCCCCUGAAUCAGAGGAAGACUCUGCCUCUAAUUCUGCCCAGGUACAGCCCCUUGUCAACUGAGCCAGGCCCCAAAUGGGCUAUUGUUUGGAGGUAUAUAUAUUUUUGUGUAAUGACUAAUGAUAAAGUAAGAAGAAUACUUGCAAUAGUGAAUAUAAUACUUUGCUCUGUACAUGGUAAAUAUAUAGCUUUGUGGUGAGGAUUUCAUUCUCCCGUUUUCUACAUCUGUAUUUUCUUAGGAAACUUCAUGUGGUGAAGGGCAGCUGUGAUGCUUUAGCUUUAGGUUCUUGCUUUGUACUUUUUUCUGAACUUUCCUUGCGCGUAUCUGCCUCAUUUUUAUAUAUUUUUUUCUUUCCAACUGACGAUUCCAGCUCUCGCCACUAAUAUUCAUGUGAAUUAACAUUUCAGAGGAAAUUUAAGAUCAUUUAAGAAAAAAAUAUAUAGGGCUAUAUGAAAUUAGUCACACUUAAUCUAUUAUGUUGAUAGUAUUUUAAUGAAUUUUCGUAGCAUAGUUUGCUGAGGAUCAGUCAUACUGAACACACAGCAUAAAAUUUAAAAUAUUCAUCAGCCAUUGUUUAAAUCAAGGGGAAAGUGUAGACUCUGUCCUGGCUGUUGGGCACAACUGAAGUGUGAUGAUGGUUCACAGCUUGACUUAAAUGUUAAAUUAUCUCUGAUUUCCUCAGAACAGCCUGUACAGUACUGAUGGGAUUGUGCUGUAUCUAUAACAUUGUGUUUGGGAAACUUACGGUUUUAUAGAAUAUGUGCCAGUUAGCGUUUUGCAAGAUGCAGUAUAGGUUAGGGUCCAAAUUAAAUGUUUUACAUUCCAAAAGAUUCAGUCUUCAGUUCUCAGACGUAUCACCAUGCUAACCUUGACGGACGUUAGCAUCUCAGUGUAGUGUCAUGGGCCUUGGUAUAUUCCAUUAUUUGUUUCCUCUCUUAAACUAAGUUGACUAAAAUUCUUUAUUUCUUUUGGCUUCUGCCUUCUCAUGUCUUUAAUCCUUUAUAUUGAAGAUACAGAAUGUGAUUUUUUUUAAACUUUGAAAUGCACACAAAUAAAAUGUAUCUAAUUCAGCCAUUGCACUCAAUGCUAAUGUUGCAGAGGAACUUAAAGGCAUUGUAGAAUAAUUGCUGACAAUGUGAAAUAAUGUGAGGAGACCCAAAUUGAUGAAUGUAGAAAUACUGCUUUUCUCACAUGUUGCCAAGCUUACGUUUGGCUUUUUUUGUGGGUGUCAACAAGUGAUUUAACUUGCCUUCCUACCUUCUUACCUCUACUGGCAACCAUGAAUGGAAAAAUGGGGAUUAAUUUUCACCAACGAUCGGGAUCAAUUCCCUUUCAAAUGAGGAAUUUAGCCAAUGGACUCAAAUUCAAGUAAUUCUUUAAAAAUGCUCAUAGAACAUUAUUGGCAUUUUUUAGUGCAUGAAUUAAGUUUCAAUUCCAUUUGCUAAAUUGAUUGAAUUGAAAUGGAAUUGAUCCCCAAUGUUCCCCCACACCCCCUUUACUGCUACUGUUCCCUCCUGUGACCCCUUGCAGGUUGGCAGCAUCAUUGACCACUGAAAUAUGUAACCACUUUCACUUUCUGUACACAUGGUUAUUCCAGGGUUUGAAUCAGCAGUAGCUGAAGGAAAUGUACACACCCAUAUUAAUGGCCUUUCUUGAUCAAUUAUGAUGCUAUACUUAUUGAUGGUUUUUCUUAAACCAAUUAAGGCAUUGGACAAAAAACUGCAUCUACAUGUGGAAUGUCACAUUUUGCUCAAGUGUCUUAGUGAUGUCAUUGCUGCUAACUUGACUUUGACCGUGAUCCUUGACCUCAGGCUUACUGCAGAGAGAAUCUAAUGUCUGCAGAGAGGAAUGAACCCCCAUAUCUGUGCAGACCACCAUCCCUCAUAUAUUCCCCCAUACUCCCAUAAUUAUUGAGCAGGGUAAUCUGAAGCCACUACGGCCUUUUGACUAUGAAAAUUUUAAUAAAACAAUAUAAGAAUGCUAUAUAUAGAUAUGAACAUAUUUUCCUCAGUUGAAUGAAUAAGGAGUUUUGUCUCUCUCGUGCACUUCCAUCACCAGCAUUAAGACACCACUUGGUCGUGAACUGUUUUGAAACGUAUUUUUGCUCAGUACGCAUACCGUUAAUUCCAAUGUCUUGUCAAUUGCAGUACACAAAAUUUGGUGGUCAUAUUUGUGUCUGCACUUUUGACGUUUAACGUUUUGAAGUUUGGGUUCCUCGUGAAGUUCCUUGUGGAACACGAACGGGAACUUCUAUGUGUUUAAUACCUGUAACACAGGAAGAAGGCAUAACAAAGUGCAUUCUCAGACACGUGCAGCAGUAUUAUUCCAAAUCAGGGGUGGGGGACCCUGUUCCUGGAGGGACAUGUCUUUUUCUCGGUUAUGUUUACGCCAAAUUCACCGGCUCCAUUAGCUAAUUGGCUAACUCUAUACACCAACAUAGGCCACACAUAUAUUAGACCACAAUAACAUGUCUAACAACAACUGUUUGUGUUUAGCAAUCAUGAAAUUAUUAAUAAAUGCCAGAGCACAUAAAUAACUGGGCUAUUCAAUAAGUAAUGUCAGACUCAGAAGUUGUAAAUCCAGAGAUGUACCCCUCCAGGACUGCCAUUCCGCAACCGUUCUAAAUCUUGGUGAAAAAGUGCUUUGACGAGCCAUACUUGCUACCUGUUUCUUAAAACCAUUGGGUAUCGGGAAUCUUCGUCCUGAUAGUACUUGAGUCUCGAAUGGUAGAGGUGAAAUAUUUUAUGGAGCAAUGGUACGCAACCAUGUUUCUGGAUCUUCUGCAUCUUUGAAUUGUAAAAAGCAGUGUACCUUAAGUAACCUGCUUUACCUGAACUGGCAGUCAAAUUUGGAUGGGAGCAAAAACCAUCUCCACCACAGUAAGGCCAGAGCUUCAUACUGGGAAACAAAUAAUAUCAAGAAAUGCAUGUAGGUUUUCCACUGACCGCAUGCUUUGUAAUACACAAUUCCAGAAGUUUCACCUCUUAAUACAUGUACUAAGAAAGUCUGGCCUGUCUUCACAAACUUUAAAAACUUUGUGCUUGUCAUUUUAGUUCUAUGAUGUUAUGGCCUGCAUGUCUUAGUUUCAUGUAUUAUUUGUUUUAUGACAUGAGCAGCUCAGCUUUACCAUCUUUGGGGGUUUUUUUUUUUCUUCCCCCAAUAUUCAACCCCCCUUUGAUACACUACUGGAACAAUCCAGGUCAAAUACAAAAUGUGAUUUCUUACAGUGGAUGUCCUCACUUUAAGACAGGGGCGUCAAACUUGUAGAGGGCCACUGUGUCUGCAGGUAUACGUUUCCUUUCAGUCAGCAACCAAUCAAGGCCUUGAAGGUGUGUGAAUUCUUCAGCCAAUCAAUGACUUUACUGGUGCGAAACACACCAAAAACCAGCAGACACUGACCCACCAGAACUGGAUUCUGACACCCAUGCAUUAAAGGGGCAGUCCAAAAAUGAAAUUGUAAUAGAAUUAAUUGAAUGUAGUGACAAAUUGGAUGAAACAAAAUAAAAUGCCCUCUGUCCAUUACUAGAGGCGGUCUUACACUUUCAACCUAAAACUUCCAGUCAUCAUCUGGAAUGUGAGGGCUUUCUGUAAUCCCCAAAGUACUUCAUUUUCUAGAAAUGCCACUGCAGUCAGAAUGUGUAGUUUUUUUCUCUCUUUAUUUUACUCCUUAUCCGCCAUUUUGGAUUGUUUGGCCGCUAGAAAACCUGAGUGAAGGGAUGAUGGAUGGUACUGAAGUGGAUGUGCCCAGCCUCUGUUCCCUCAACCUCCUGAAGCCCUCUUUCUUUGGCAAUGCCACAGUUUGUUUCUCAGGUUAUGCAAGAAAUCUACCUCUGCAGGUUGUACAUGAGACUAACUGUGAAAGAAGAGGGGAAAAAGUCAACUUAAUCCUUUUAAGAUGAAAAAAAGCUUUUUAUUUUUCAAAAUUUGCCCAUUUUUCCCUUUGAUUGUAAAAUGUUGAUAGUCCUGUCAUGCUUUUCAAUAAAACAUUUUGUAGAAUUUUUCCACAUUA